Knipowitschia caucasica is the source of this 1647-nucleotide messenger RNA. The record is from the annotation of a GenBank genome assembly. NCBI's taxonomy places the organism in Eukaryota, Metazoa, Chordata, Actinopteri, Gobiiformes, Gobiidae.
AUGGUGAAUUUGGUGAACGUGGUGAACGUGGUGAACGUGGUGAACGUGGUGAACGUGGUGAACGUGGUGAACGUGGUGAAUUUGGCUAAUAUGGUGAACGUGGUGAAUUUGGUGAACGUGGUGAACGUGGUGAACGUGGUGAAUGUGGUGAAUGUGGUGAAUUUGGCUAAUAUGGUGAACGUGGUGAACGUGGUGAAUGUGGUGAAUGUGGUGAAUUUGGCUAAUAUGGUGAACGUGGUGAACGUGGUGAAUGUGGUGAAUUUGGCUAAUAUGGUGAACGUGGUGAACGUGGUGAACGUGGUGAACGUGGUGAAGGUGGUGAAGGUGGUGAACGUGGUGAAGGUGGUGAAGGUGGUGAAUGUGGUGAACGUGGUGAAUGUGGUGAAUUUGGCUAAUAUGGUGAACGUGGUGAAUUUGGUGAACGUGGUGAACGUGGUGAACGUGGUGAAGGUGGUGAAGGUGGUGAACGUGGUGAAGGUGGUGAACGUGGUGAAUUUGGCUAAUAUGGUGAACGUGGUGAAUUUGGUGAACGUGGUGAACGUGGUGAACGUGGUGAACGUGGUGAAGGUGGUGAAGGUGGUGAACGUGGUGAACGUGGUGAACGUGGUGAAGGUGGUGAAGGUGGUGAACGUGGUGAAGGUGGUGAACGUGGUGAAGGUGGUGAAGGUGGUGAACGUGGUGAACGUGGUGAAGGUGGUGAAUGUGGUGAAUUUGGCUAAUAUGGUGAACGUGGUGAAUUUGGUGAACGUGGUGAACGUGGUGAAGGUGGUGAAGGUGGUGAACGUGGUGAACGUGGUGAAGGUGGUGAACGUGGUGAAUUUGGCUAAUAUGGUGAACGUGGUGAAUUUGGUGAAGGUGGUGAAGGUGGUGAAGGUGGUGAACGUGGUGAAGGUGGUGAAGGUGGUGAACGUGGUGAAGGUGGUGAAGGUGGUGAACGUGGUGAAGGUGGUGAAGGUGGUGAAGGUGGUGAAUGUGGUGAAGGUGGUGAACGUGGUGAAGGUGGUGAACGUGGUGAACGUGGUGAAGGUGGUGAACGUGGUGAACGUGGUGAAUGUGGUGAAUUUGGCUAAUAUGGUGAACGUGGUGAAUUUGGUGAACGUGGUGAACGUGGUGAACGUGGUGAAGGUGGUGAAGGUGGUGAACGUGGUGAACGUGGUGAAGGUGGUGAACGUGGUGAAUUUGGCUAAUAUGGUGAACGUGGUGAAUUUGGUGAAGGUGGUGAAGGUGGUGAAGGUGGUGAACGUGGUGAAGGUGGUGAAGGUGGUGAAGGUGGUGAAUGUGGUGAAGGUGGUGAACGUGGUGAAGGUGGUGAAGGUGGUGAACGUGGUGAACGUGGUGAACGUGGUGAAGGUGGUGAACGUGGUGAACGUGGUGAACGUGGUGAAGGUGGUGAACGUGGUGAAGGUGGUGAAGGUGGUGAAGGUGGUGAACGUGGUGAACGUGGUGAACGUGGUGAACGUGGUGAAGGUGGUGAACGUGGUGAAGGUGGUGAACGUGGUGAACGUGGUGAACGUGGUGAACGUGGUGAACGUGGUGAAGGUGGUGAACGUGGUGAAGGUGGUGAAGUAUCAUGUACUGACCUCUUCUUCGAGCCAGUCGUUGUACUGGACGAUACUGGCCAUAGCCACAUCUGCCCCUUUCAUGUAA